This is a messenger RNA of Linepithema humile (Argentine ant), 2219 nucleotides long. It is a transcript of the gene Pdfr, whose product is annotated as Pigment-dispersing factor receptor. Gene Ontology annotation, molecular function: G protein-coupled peptide receptor activity. Gene Ontology annotation, cellular component: plasma membrane. The record is from RefSeq and is a predicted model, not a curated record. Lineage: Eukaryota; Metazoa; Arthropoda; Insecta; Hymenoptera; Formicidae. Gene Ontology annotation, biological process: cell surface receptor signaling pathway; adenylate cyclase-modulating G protein-coupled receptor signaling pathway.
UGAAAGAAAGGUGAAACGAUUGACGGACAACAAAAAAAAAAACAACAUCUUCCCUCUGUAGCAAAAAAGAAAAAGUGUAGUUUAUCAUUUGUUCUCCUUUCCCCCGGGCUUUUUUUUCUUCGGAAAAAAACGGCGACAGUGUAAAGGUGUAAAGCGAUGAGCCAAAGAAAAACAAGACUGGAAAGCGAGUGAGCUUAUUUACGGAGCGCUGCACAUUUCCGACAAACAUUGCAACGAAGAUGUAAAAAUACCAAGCAAAAAUGAAUUACUAGAAGAAAAAUGGCUGAUCUGAAUGUCAACGACAAUUUUCCAGAAUUCUGCAUAAUUCAAUACGAACAAUUCGUAGCCCCGCACGGAGAGCUUUGGUGCCAUCCAGUAUGGGAUUCGUUAUUAUGUUGGCCACCGACGAAAGCCUCCACAACAGCGAGACAGCAAUGUCCUUUUAUAGAUGGAUUCGAUAUGACCAAAUCUGUAGAAAAGAAAUGUAGUUACAAUGGACGCUGGGAGGCACAAAAUGGCACAAGCACAAACGAGGAUUCGCCUAUUGGCUGGGCUAAUUAUACCACUUGCUUGACGCCAGAAAUACUGUGGCUUCACCACAGAGUUUUUAACAAUAAUGUCGAAGGCGAGAUGAAAAUGGAAAUAGCGGAGAAGACCCGCAUUCUGGAGUUUGUCGGUCUCAGUAUUUCUCUGGUGGCGUUGCUUGCUUCUCUCGUGAUUUUCUGUCGAUUUAGGUCGUUGCGGAACACGAGAACGAGAAUCCACAGGAAUCUUUUUGUCGCCAUGAUUGUGCAAGUGUUAAUCAGAUUAACGUUGUACAUAGACUUCGCAAUAUUUCGAAGAAAACCCCAAGGCGUGCAACGAGGAAUAGGAAACACCCCGGUGCUAUGCGAAGCGAGUUACGCGCUACUGGAGUAUGUCAAAACUGCCAUGUUUAUGUGGAUGUUUAUAGAGGGUCUGUUUUUGCACAACAUGGUAACCGUGAUGGUCUUUGAAGAAACCUCCCAUUAUCGAAUGUAUCAAUUCAUUGGAUGGGGAUGUCCAGUGCUAAUGACAUUGAUUUGGACCAUUGUAAUGGCAUUUUAUUAUCAUCCGAAAUCAAAAUUUCUUAGAUGCUGGUCAGGAUACAACCUAUCGUCUUACUUUUGGAUUCUCGAAGGACCCAGAUUCGCGGUGAUAUUGCUCAACUUUCUGUUUUUGCUGAACAUUAUAAGAGUGCUCGUUGUAAAGCUGCGGCAAAGUCACACAAGUGAGGUUAAACAAGUUUUAAAAGCCGUGAGAGCAGCCGUGGUGCUCUUACCGUUGUUGGGAAUCACCAAUGUACUCUUCAUGAUUCAGGCUCCGUUGGAUAAUGUGAAAACGUUCGCCGUGUGGUCUUACUCCACGCACUUUCUGCAAUCAUUCCAGGGUCUCUUCAUUGCGACCCUUUACUGCUUCCUUAAUGGAGAGGUAAGACUCGCUUUGGAUAAAACUGUUGCCGUUUACCUCUCCCGCAGAGGAACUGAUCUGCACAUUAGAAGGCAAUCGAACUUCAGCGGAUGUCAGUCUCAUCGAAUAGCUCCGGCAAUUGAGUUGGAAGAGGAAGAAACGAGACCUACCGGCUUGAUCAGAUUGUGUUGUAACGACAGAAACACUCCGCCACCGGAUCAGUCUGUCGAAACACAAGGGCAGAGAGAUGAGAAGAUUGAAUGCGCAUUUCCUCGAGAACGGCCGUCUGACAGCAGCAAUCACGCGAAUUCCUCAGUGUCCAACAACCAAUCUCCUACUAAAGUCAUUCCUUGGAUAGUGGAGCUGCCAAUGUCACAUUCAGAUUUUCAGCCAAAGGAAACAGAGUUUCACUCGCAGAUCGACACAAUAUGCAUCACGGCGCAGUGACCAAAAGGAAUUUUUCAUAAGUGUUGCUUAAGAAGCUCGAUGUUCGAUAAAUAAGAGGAUUCUCCAAAGAGAAAAUUUUAUAUAAAAAAAUCUAUGACACAAUAGUAGCCGCAGGCCAUAAAAGGAAUUAUAAGUUUAAACACUAUGGCCAUUAUGUAAAAAAAAAAAACAUGGUAAAAGCUUUUUAAAAUUUCUUCCUGGUCUGCGGCUAUUGCCGUACAUAAUAAUCUUUGACAUGAAAUUUUCUCCGCGCAUCUUUCAGCCUCAAUGCAAAUUUCAAGAUCUAAAUUCUUCUUCAUAAUUAUAAAAAUUAGUGAUGCUCAAAUAUUUUUAAAUGGAAAACU